Messenger RNA from Adineta ricciae, 2874 nucleotides. NCBI's taxonomy places the organism in Eukaryota, Metazoa, Rotifera, Eurotatoria, Adinetida, Adinetidae. The record is from the annotation of a GenBank genome assembly.
AUGAUGAAUAAUAUUCGACUGCAUCUUUCAAGAAUGAAUACUAUAGAUCGUGCACAUCUUGCUCAAUUACGCCCCGAGAAAUUCGAUGAGGCAGCUGUUAAGGAACAAAUCUUAUUGAUACAACAAACAUGUGAUGACGUUGAUCCAGAGAUUAUAUCAAUUGUCUUUCAUGAAUGCAAUCACAAUAUGCAACAAACGAUCGCUCGCUUACAAGCACGAGAUUAUGAAGAUGGUGGGUGGCAAAAGGCCAAACCGAGUAAUAAAAAGAAAAAUCAAGCCACUGCUCAGUACCAUCCCAAUGAUCAGAUAAUAAAUGGGAAUUCUCUAGAUGAUAGCGAGCGAUCUUUAUCUCAACGAACAUCUCCAACUUCGUCCCUUCGCGAUGGCCAUCGUCGUAAUGAUCGUUAUCAGUAUUCAUCAUCAGGACGUCCCAACACUGGACGACGUGGAAAUGAUUUCAAUCGUCAUCAUUACAAUUCGUCUAAUUCACGUUAUCCGCCUCGGCAACAUGGAGCUAAUAGAACUAAUCCAGGUGUGAAAACGAACACUGCACGCGAAUCCAAACCGGGUGAAACAAACCCGCCAACUGAGGCAAUCUUACCAACAUCGAACGUAGAAAAAUAUGACUCCACUGACAACAUCUCACAAUCGUCAAAUUUGGAUCAUUCAGAAAAGAAAUCAUCCACCCAACGUACAUCAUCAUCAUCGAUUCAUCAGAAACCCGUUUCAAUGCAUCGAACAAUCCAUUGUUCUACCGAGCCAAUCGAUAUUCAAUUUGGAGAUAUCCAAUGGAAGGAUUCCUUGCCCAUAACUGUUACUCCAACUGAUGAUGACACACUAAUCUCAACUGCACUGCCUACUUAUCACCAAAAUACGGAAGAUCAUGAAUAUAAUAACCAACAAAUGCAAGACGAUGUAUUAACAGCGAAUGAACAUGACAUUCAAUUUCUUGAAACUACUAAUCAAUUUUCAUCAUCAUUAUCAAUUAACGAUAACACAUUAGGACAUAAUUUAUCACUUGCUUCUAACGAUGGUACAUCCCAUUUGUCUGAUCAUCUAACUGAUGCACCAUCUGCUAUUCCAUCUCAAAUUUCAUCUCAGCCACAAGUACCAAUACAAAUUCCCAUAACACGUUUGCCACCAAUAUCAACAACUACGCCUCUCACUCUACCAAAUAAUAUUCAACAAAAUCCUACAAAUGUUACACCAUCAGCAUUUGCACCAUUCAAUAAUUUAAGCAACUAUCCAUCCGGUUCGCGAGAUUAUCCACAAGCAAAUCAAUGGAAUUCUCAAUCUCCGAAUUAUAAGCAAAAUCCAAAAGCAUCCAUGUAUCCAACAGGAACUUACUCACAACAAUCAUAUCAAUUACCGCCUCAACAACAACAAAUUUAUCUCGGACAAUUUCCAUAUCAUGCGCUUUCACCAUCAUUAGUUCGGCUAUACACACCUCUUGACUCUUGGCCAACGGCGAAUUACUCUGCACCACUUGAUACAUACCCAUAUCCACCGACCAAUUAUUCACCUACUUACUCUAAUCAACAACAGCCAUAUCAUCCACAGUUAAAUAGAUAUGAUUCAUCGUCUUAUGAUAAAGAGUUCUUUGCUAGUUAUGGUCAAACACGGUCGCUAAAUAAUGAUACUCUUCAACAGCAACAUCAACAACAAUCAUCAACAAAUGCACAGUCAAUGAAAGAUGCUCCUACAUCAAGCAAAUUAUCACCGACAGCAGCAGUAUUUUCUCAGGGAGCAUCAUUAACAGCUUCCCCUUCAACAACAACUGUCUAUUUGAAUCCGAUGGCUUUUCCAAUACCGAAUUAUGUAGGUGACAUGACAUUUCAAGAUCGACCCCAAUCUCAUUCAUCUGCAGAUACUCGUGAUAAUCGUAACGGUGCUACAUAUGGUCCUACAACCAACCGAAAUAACUAUCAUUACUACGGACAACAGCAACAGCGUAAACCAGUGCAUCAUAUCGAUUCCUUGCCAUACACAAUCACAUCGAUGUUUACUAGUAACCUUAAUUGGGAUCGGAUACCGACGAAAAUCAAACGUGCUAUCGAAACAAGUCUUGAACAUCUAAAUGAACAUAAAUUUGUAUUGAAUGAUACAAACAUUGAAUUCAUUGAUGACUAUUGUUGGGAUCUGAUUGUUUGUCAUCUGAAACAACUUUUACACAUGAAUUUAGCACAUAACAAACUGAAAACUCUAUCGUCUCAUAUUUCCAAUUUAGUUUAUCUACAGACAUUGAAUCUAACAAACAAUCAUCUUCAAGAAUUGCCUUCAUCGAUUGUUCUACUUUCAAAUUUACGAAUUCUCAAGCUUGGCCAUAACCAACUUUCGUCAUUACCUCGUUCGUUCAGCUCACUCGCAUCUCUUGAAAUACUCGAUUUGACUGGUAAUGAUUUGACUGAAAAUAGCUUAACCAAGGACUUUUUUCAACUUGGUAAUUUACGUGCACUUUAUCUUGGUGAUAAUUUAUUCGAAACAUUUCCAAGUGAUCAUAUCGAUAAACUAGGAAACUUGCAGAUUCUUGUACUUCGUCACAACCGUCUACGUCACAUACCGAAAGAACUGACUCAUUUGUCACAGCUACAGGAGCUUCAUAUACAACAAAAUCAAAUCAAUGUUUUACCACCGGCGUUUGGACAACUGGAUUUGGGUAAUGCUAAACAUAUUUAUCGUUUCGAAUCGAAUCCAUUUAUUCCUGAACUUGCUUUGCAAAUGGGCAAUUUGACGCGACUAGCGAGCUUUUUGAAAAGUGAUGCUUACAAAGAAAUUCAUCAAAAUUAUUAUCUCAAUUUCGACGAACAAGACACGAAAGAGCUCUUGCGAAAGAGUAGUAAGAAAAAUAAGAAUGUUUUCAGCAAAAUCAAAUAA